UCUCUCUCUCUCUCUCUGAAGUGAAGAGUGUGAGCUCUUUGUACGGAUUUCCUUAGGGUUAGGGUUUUUGCAUUUCUCGUUUUGGUUUUUGACCUCAUUUUGGGGUUUUGUCGAAGGGGAUUUGGGCCAUCCUCCAUUCAAUGCGACUAGUUGAAGGCCCGAAGUUUUUGUAGCUUCUUGUUCCACAACCGGCGGUGGAGUUGGUUGCCCUUUUAAUGCCCCCAUUUUGUUUAUCUAUUUAGUUGAAAUUGCUGUGAUUUUUCUUCAGUAAAUCUGUGUUUUUUUAGCUGUUUUGAGCUCCAACUUAUGCCUAAGUUUGGAUAUUUUUUUUUCUUGUCCUAAUCACUAUUCCGAGCUCAAGUAGUAUGGAAAGGAAAACGUGAGUAGGAUGUUCUUCAAAGAAGUAGAUGCUAGGGUUCUUAUUUGAAGUUUUGGUGUUUCUUUCAAGUGAUUUAAAAAAAAAAUAUGGGAGCUUUUUGGGGAUUUCAUGUGCUGUUGAUCUUUGUCAUGGUUGCCUCUGCUCAGCUCCCCUCUCAGGACAUCUUGGCUCUGUUAGAGUUCAAGAAGGGCAUCACAAGUGAUCCUAAAGGCUACAUCACUGACUCUUGGAAUGAAGAAUCGAUUGACUUCAAUGGUUGUCCAUCUUCUUGGAAUGGCAUUGUGUGUAGUGGUGGGAAUGUGGCUGGGGUUGUUCUUGAUAACCUUGGUUUGGUUGGUGUUGCUGAUCUUUCAGUUUUUGGGAACCUGUCUAUGCUCUUUAAGCUCUCCAUGGCCAAUAACUCUUUGUCCGGGAGCUUGCCUAACAAUUUGGCUGAGUUUAAGAGCUUGAAAUUCUUGGAUAUCUCUAACAAUAUGUUCUCUGGGGAAUUGCUGGUGGAUAUUGGGCAGCUCAAGAGCUUGCAGAAUCUGUCUUUGGCCGGAAAUAAUUUCACAGGGUCAUUGCCAGAUUCGAUUGGAAUGCUUGUUUCUAUCUUGUCUCUUGAUUUGAGCUACAACCAUCUGACUGGAUCAUUGCCUUUGGGAUUGAAGCAGCUUAGGAACUUGGUGUCUGUGAACUUGUCUUUCAAUAUGCUUACUAAGAAGAUACCGGAAGGAUUGGAAGUGAUUCCAAAUCUUGAAACACUAGAUUUGAGCUGGAAUCAGUUUGAUGGUGGCGUUGAUUGGAAUUUCUUGAUGGAAUCAAGCGUUGUUCAUGUUGAUCUUAGUGGGAAUUUACUGACCACUUCAAGCCCCAAGGAGCUGAAGUUUUUGUCAGAUAUCUCGGAUACUGUGAAGUAUUUGAACCUGAGCAAUAACCAAUUGAGUGGGUUGUUGAUUGAUGGAAGCCGGCUUUCUACUUUUGGGAAUUUGAAAGCGCUGGAUUUGAGCAAUAAUCAAUUGUCUGGAGAGCUGCCGGAGUUUGAAUAUGUCUAUGAUCUUGAGGUUCUCCGGCUUGGGAACAAUGCUUUUUCUGGGUUUCUACCUAAUGGACUUCUCAAAGGGGAUGCUCUUGUUCUUAGGGAAUUAGAUUUGAGUGCGAACAAUCUCUCAGGUCAAAUGAGUUGGAUCACAUCGACGACACUGCAAAUCCUCAAUCUCUCAUCUAAUGCAAUUUCUGGUGAUCUUCCUUUGCUAACUGGAAGCUGCAUUAUACUGGACCUAUCCAAAAACCAGUUUGAUGGAAAUUUAUCUGUGAUUGUGAAAUGGGGUGAUGAAAUUGAGUAUAUAGAUGUCAGUCAUAAUCAAUUAACAGGGCCUAUUCCAUAUUUGACCUCACAGUUGCCUUCAGGUGUUCAAUCUUCUACAGGGAAGUCCAAUCUUAAAGUGCUCAAACUAUCUGGCAAUCAUUUUAAUGGCAGUUUUCCAGAUGAUGUCGGCUCGUUGACUGCCAUGCAAAAUUUAGAUAUUUCUGCAAACAAUUUCUCUGGUUCCCUUCCAUCAACAAUUAGCAAACUCAGGUCACUUGGUGUCCUUGACAUAUCUCAAAACCUGUUCUCAGGCGCUUUGCCAUCAACUCUGCCCAACACACUCAUUUCCUUCAAUGCAUCUUACAAUGAUCUUUCUGGAGUCCUUCCACCUAACCUCAGGAAGUUUCCUGAGUCUUCUUUCCACCCUGGCAAUGCGAGGUUGGAGUUGCCCGGUGUCCCUCCAAGUAGUACGCCAAGUUCUACCAGCACUCCAGCAAAUCGUUCCAAUAAACCGAUCAAGACUUACAUCAAAGUAGCAGUGAUAGUGGCAUGUGUUGUUGGUGUGGUGAUUAUAAUUCUAUUAGCCAUUAUCCUGCAUUAUAGGAUGAUGUCACGGCAAUCUCGCUCUAAUAGCCUGACAGACAAAAAUGGCCAAAUGGCAUUGCCUGAUAUUUCAGGAGGUAAAGAGAGAGUAAGUGGAAGUGCUUUGAUGGUGUCGGGUGAUGACUUGAUAGCCGCAAGGAAGGGUACUUCCUCGGAAAUGAUGAUUCCAGAGGAAAAAUUAGCUGCAGGUUAUUCGCCUUCCAAGAACAGUCGUUUCUCAUGGUCCCCGGAUUCCGGUGAAGCUUUUGCAUCUGAAGGCCUGGGACGGUUGGACGUGAGAUCACCUGAUCGGUUGGCUGGGGAUCUAUACUUUCUAGACGAAACAAUCACUCUAACCCCUGAGGAGUUGUCAAGAGCUCCUGCAGAAGUAUUAGGGAGAAGUAGUCAUGGAACAUCUUACAGGGCAACGUUAGACAAUGGUGUAUUGUUGACGGUUAAGUGGCUGAGAGAAGGGGUGGCGAAGCAAAAGAAAGAGUUCCAAAGAGAAGUUAAGAAAUUUGCAAAUAUUAGGCAUCCUAAUGUGGUAGGGCUGCGCGGCUACUACUGGGGUCCAACUCAGCAUGAAAAACUAAUUUUAUCAGAUUAUAUAUCACCGGGAAGUCUUGCAAGUUUUCUAUAUGAUCGACCAGGAAGGAAAGGGCCACCAUUAACCUGGGCUCAACGUCUCAAGAUAGCUGUUGAUGUUGCCCGUGGCCUAAAUUAUCUCCAUUUCGACCGUGCUGUCCCUCACGGGAACCUUAAGGCUACCAACGUUUUGUUGGAUGGUCUUGAUCUCAAUGCUCGGGUUGCAGACUACUGUCUUUAUCGCCUAAUGACUCAAGCAGGAACCGUCGAGCAGAUACAUGAUGCAGGGGUACUUGGAUACCGGGCACCUGAGCUGGCUGCAUCAAAGAAGCCAUCACCAUCCUUUAAGUCGGACAUCUAUGCAUUCGGUGUGGUUCUUCUGGAGCUACUUACAGGUAGGUGUGCAGGUGAUGUUGUCUCUGGAGACGAAGGAGGAGUUGAUCUAACAGAUUGGGUGAGACUAAGAGUAGCAGAAGGUCGGGGUUCAGAAUGCUUCGACUCUGCCAUGGCCUCAGACAUUGCCAACCCAACGACAUCAAAGGGCAUGAAGGAGAUGUUGGGGAUAGCUUUGAGGUGUAUUCGUCCCGUGUCGGAAAGGCCAGGUAUCAAGUCUGUUUAUGAGGAUCUCUCAUCCAUAUGAACGCAUUGUGCAUGCUAAAUUUGUUGUAGAACUUUCGUUUGAGCUUAAGAAAAUGCAAAUGCCGGUCUCUUCUCGAGCCUAGCAUGCAUUUUUUUUUAGGGUUUAGAACUUUAGGUAUAUUCUCUGUCAGUGUCCUCACUAAAUUUGGUUGUUUAUGGUGUGAAAUUUGAUUGAAGCAUGUACAAUCUAAUGAUGGAUAUGCCAUAUCUGGAGAUACAGAUCUUGUUACUAUGAUGCCCAUCCUGUGACUGCUGCUGAGAGGACAAUUAAAAAAAAUAAUGAUUAUAUAUAAGUAGUGUUAGUAUU
This is a messenger RNA of Dioscorea cayenensis subsp. rotundata (Guinea yam), 3780 nucleotides long. RefSeq names its product LRR receptor-like serine/threonine-protein kinase GHR1. Lineage: Eukaryota; Viridiplantae; Streptophyta; Magnoliopsida; Dioscoreales; Dioscoreaceae. Gene Ontology annotation, molecular function: protein kinase activity; ATP binding; protein binding. The record is from RefSeq and is a predicted model, not a curated record. Gene Ontology annotation, biological process: protein phosphorylation. The transcript has 3 exons. The coding region runs from base 466 to 3474 and encodes 1002 amino acids.